GUGUUGUAGCCGAGAACACGUGGGAUGUGCUAAAGUUGGGGAUUUGGACUUGAUUCGAUUUAACCAGAAGAGAACCUGGACGCAAUGGUUCUUUUUUCUGUCUUUCAGAUCUUGCGAAAAUUUCGUAGUACUUUCAGCCAAAGGGUCGUUGCAUACUUUACCGUAGCGAUCCUGGGCCAAAAGCUUACUCGCCAUAAUGGCAUCAUCUUCAGCCGAUUUCUUCGCUCGUGUUAGCACAAGUUGCCAAGAUGAACCCAUCGCCCCGGGCACGAGCAGCGUAGUGUCGGCCACUAUAAUAGAAGAGAAAUGCAACGACAUCGCCCGCCGUAGAUACCCGACCGAGGCGAUACGCCCCGUUCCGUUUCAGGGCGGAUGCUCCUAUUCGCUGCUUGCUGGCGAUUCCAAGGUGCUCCAGUAUCGCCUGGGCACCGACUUUCUGGAUCUGAGCAUUAUCAAGCAGGCAAGACAGGUCUAUGCUGACCUAGUGCCAAACUCGGAGUACCUAGGGCCUGUCGAGGUCUUUGCUAUAGACCCGGCGAACCCAAUCAACUUGAACUUAUACGUCCAUGACCGCAUCGGCGGUGUUUCGCUCGCCGAGUAUCGCCUCGGGAGCCAGGACAAACCUCCAAAUCGGCGGUACGCUGAUAGGGAAGCGCUGGUCCGGGAGUUUGCCCGUUUUGUGGCAAAAGGGUGCAAUCAGAGAGUCGAACAGCCUCCACCGACCCUCGGCCGCGUCGGCAGCUCGCUCCACCACCGACUCGAGAUUCUCCGUGACAGACUACCCGAGCGCUUUCAGCCCUUUGCGAGAAGUUCUAUAGACUACCUGCGCGAGACCGAGGGCACGAUGCCGUGGGUCCUGACGCACGGCGACGUCGUUCCCGGCAACAUCAUGGUGGACCCGCAAGGCCCGCAAAUCUCGGGCGUUUUGGACUGGGCAGAAGCCGAGUGGCUCCCGAUGGGCGUCCAGCUCUACGGGCUCGAGGAGCUUCUGGGCGAGUCCACGGGAGGAGAUUCGAGCACGCAGUACCCGCCGCCCAUGAGCGUGUUUCGGUACUUUGCCGACGUGCAGCAGCUGAGAGGGGCCUUUUGGGAAGAGAUGGAUCGCUCCUGGACGGGGACGCUCACGUCGACGCUCCGCCAACAUCUUUCCAAGUGCCGCGUGAUCGGAGUGUUACUCUGGCACGGCAUCGCAUGGGACGGUGGGAAGCUCGAUCGAGUGGUAGAGGAGGGCAUCGACGAUGCCGAGAUACAGCGGCUCGACUUGUUCCUUCUGGGUAAAGAUGCUCCUCAUGAAGAUGCGGUCAGCCUCGUCGAUAAAAUCUCAAGCGACACUAAGCCCAUAGCGAUAGAGCCAUCAGAGGACUCCAUGCUGGACGACAUCCUAGACGACGAAGACGCCCAAGUUGCCCGGCAGGAGAAUCCCGAGCAAAAGCCUUCAUUCGGGCGGGCCCGCGUCGGCCAGUUUUCCGUGCCACGCGAAGCUGGGCGUGACAAGAAACCCGGGUUCGGAAGGCGGCUUUUAAACUUUGUGACCUGCCGAGGAAAGUUGUGAAACGCGCUCGCUCUUUUUCCCAACAGGGACACGCACAUCGGGGCUGUUCUUGGGGCUUUUUUUUUUUCCUUUCUUUUUCUUUAUCUCUUCGUCUCUCUGAAGUAGCACCGGACCCCCCCCCC
Messenger RNA from Pyricularia oryzae 70-15, 1674 nucleotides. RefSeq lists its product as uncharacterized. The transcript has a single exon. The record is from RefSeq and is a predicted model, not a curated record. Lineage: Eukaryota; Fungi; Ascomycota; Sordariomycetes; Magnaporthales; Pyriculariaceae. Bases 197 to 1552 code for a protein of 451 amino acids.